AAAAUAUUUCUUACUUAGCAACAAAAAAAAAAAGUAAACAAACAAAAGCCACAUGAAAAAAGUGACGAUAAUUGGAGCAGUAUCAUUUGUUAUUUUGAUAAUAAUUAUUAAUUUUAUUAAUCAAUUUUAUGAAGAUAAAAAUAUGCAAAAUAAUAUUGGUCUAGAUUUUGAGGUAUUUGGAAGAGUACAAGGUGUAUUUUUUCGUAAGUAUACACAAAAAAAAGCUGAAGAAUUAUUUAUAAAAGGCUGGUGUAUGAACACAAAAGAAGGAAGUGUCGUUGGUAGACUUGAAGGUGAUAAACAAAAAAUUGAAGAAAUGAAAGAGUGGCUAAGAGUUACAGGAAGUCCUCAGUCAUCAAUUGUUGAUGUCAAAUUUAAAAAUGAACAAAUAAUUGACAAAAUUAAUUAUCCCAAUUUUGCAAUUAAAAAAUAAAUUCAAUUACUUCAAUUAAAAAA
Molecule: messenger RNA, 456 nt
Organism: Aphidius gifuensis
Lineage: Eukaryota; Metazoa; Arthropoda; Insecta; Hymenoptera; Braconidae
Product: acylphosphatase-1-like
Exons: 4
Coding region: 53-433 (126 amino acids)
Molecular function (GO): acylphosphatase activity
Source: RefSeq, a predicted model, not a curated record